AUGGGUUCCGUUGGCAAAGAUUAUCCUCAAGAGCUUCCUCUGCGGGGCAAGACCGGCACUGCAGCCUUUGGCAGCUCUAUGAAGAACGAUUUCAUGCUUGAUCCGGAAUGGAGGAAUAUGAACCAUGGAUCCUUUGGUACUUAUCCCAAAGCUGUCCAGACUAAAUUCCGCGAGUAUCAGGAUGCGAGUGAGGCUCGUCCUGAUCCAUUCAUUCGAUAUGAAUAUCCCAAACUUCUCGAUGAAAGCCGUGCUGCCGUCGCAAAGAUCAUCAACGCUCCCCUCGACACAGUUGUGUUCGUUCCCAACGCCACAACAGGUGUAAACACCGUCUUUCGGAACUUGAAAUGGAACGAGGACGGCAAAGAUGUCAUCAUCAGCUUCUCGACCAUUUACGAAGCCUGCGGUAAAGUCGCAGACUAUCUUGUGGAUUACUACGAUGAAAAGGUGACUCAUCGCGAGGUCCAGCUCGAGUAUCCUCUCGAUGAUGCUGAGAUCAUCAAGAAAUUUGAGGACGCUGUCAAGAAGAUCGAGGACGAUGGAAAGCGUGCUAGAAUCUGCACGUUUGAUGUCGUGUCUUCUCGACCGGGCGUCGUCUUUCCCUGGGAGGAAAUGAUCAAGACGUGUCGAAAGCUCAACGUUCUGAGCAUGGUUGACGGCGCGCAGGGAGUCGGUAUGGUGAAGCUUGACAUGAAAUCUGCAGAUCCCGAUUUUUUUGUGUCAAACUGCCAUAAAUGGCUUCACGUUCCCCGCGGCUGCGCCGUCUUCUACGUGCCCCUUCGCAACCAGGAACUCCUCCCGACGACACUCGCAACCAGCCACGGCUACAUUCCCAAGCGGGUGCAGCGCAUCACACCUCUCCCUCCAAGCAAGAAGUCGCGCUUCGUGACCAAUUUUGAGUUUGUCGGUACGCUGGAUAACUCACCUUAUCUGUGCGUCAAGGAUGCUAUCAAAUGGCGUGAGGAAGCACUCGGCGGCGAAGAUGCGAUUCUGGAGUAUCUCUGGGACCUAAACAAGAAAGGAAGCGAGCUCGUUGCCAAGAAGCUGGGUACUACAUACAUGGAGAACAGCACGGGGACGAUGCGAAACUGCGCCAUGGCUAACAUUGCGUUGCCUGUGUGGAGUGCUAAAGAAGGAAAGGAGGGCGAGUUUGUGGUUUCGGCUGAGGAGACGCAGACUGCGUUUCAGUGGAUUUUGAAUACGCUCAUUGGCGACUACAAGACGUUUGUUGCGCUGUUUCUGCACGGAGGGAGGUUUUGGAUCAGGACGAGUGCGCAGGUGUAUCUGGGCAUUGAGGAUUAUGAGUGGUUGGGUGGUGUUUUGAAGGAGCUUUGUGAGAGGGUUGCUAAGAAGGAGUAUCUCAAGUAG
This is a messenger RNA of Fusarium graminearum PH-1, 1365 nucleotides long. RefSeq lists its product as uncharacterized. The record is from RefSeq and is a predicted model, not a curated record. The coding region runs from base 1 to 1365 and encodes 454 amino acids. The transcript has 3 exons. NCBI's taxonomy places the organism in Eukaryota, Fungi, Ascomycota, Sordariomycetes, Hypocreales, Nectriaceae.